AUGAAUCCUCAGGUCUGCAAUGGUUCCAGCCUCUGGGGGUCUCCCCCGAGUGUGGUGGACCGCCUGGUGAUGAAAUUUAGGGAUGGAAGCCUGUCAGAGGAAGACCAGAGGGAAUGCCUGGGCAUUACAGUGGACCAGGUCUUGCAGGCCUGCUCUAGAGACAUGGAGGAGGAGGAGACAAUGCUGCUGGUGACCAUACUGCUGGCCAGAAAGGUGGCCAAUCACACUCCAUCCUUGCUGUGCAAGGUCUUCCACACAACAGUGAAUUUUAUUAACCAGAACUUGCUCACCUACAUGAGAAACUUAGUCAGAAAUGAGAUGGACUGCAGGUGGCUGCAGAUGGUUCAGUUGGUACCUGCAUCCUGUGGAGACAGAGCCCAACUGCAUACACAAAGCUCUUAG
Molecule: messenger RNA, 402 nt
Organism: Phyllostomus hastatus (greater spear-nosed bat)
Lineage: Eukaryota; Metazoa; Chordata; Mammalia; Chiroptera; Phyllostomidae
Product: BH3-interacting domain death agonist-like
Exons: 2
Coding region: 1-402 (133 amino acids)
Biological process (GO): positive regulation of extrinsic apoptotic signaling pathway; positive regulation of release of cytochrome c from mitochondria; positive regulation of intrinsic apoptotic signaling pathway
Cellular component (GO): cytosol; mitochondrion; cytoplasm
Source: RefSeq, a predicted model, not a curated record